This is a messenger RNA of Oncorhynchus gorbuscha (pink salmon), 1108 nucleotides long. RefSeq names its product DNA damage-induced apoptosis suppressor (gene ddias). Gene Ontology annotation, cellular component: cytoplasm; nucleus. The transcript is spliced from 4 exons. Gene Ontology annotation, biological process: negative regulation of intrinsic apoptotic signaling pathway in response to DNA damage. NCBI's taxonomy places the organism in Eukaryota, Metazoa, Chordata, Actinopteri, Salmoniformes, Salmonidae. Bases 251 to 1108 code for a protein of 285 amino acids. The record is from RefSeq and is a predicted model, not a curated record.
CGUCGCUGUUUGAAAGAUUGGCGGUCGGACACGGUGCUUCUCACAUGCCUGCUAUGAAUUUGAGUAAAUUAACAAAAAUCUAGUAGAUAUUGUACAUGUUUUAUAUACGAAGGCUAUAGCUGUCGAGAGAGGCAAGAAAGCAGAUCAACCAAGCACACUUAAUCGUAGGUUUGCUAGCUACCGGUAACUAGUUAGCUGCUAGUUAUACACAUUUAGAUAAGUUACGUAUUUCUGGAGAAGCAGUCCGCUAAUGUCAGUGAGAAGGGCUCUGGUGGACUGUGUUGUGUUGUCUCUUCAGGACUCGUGUGUGUUAUACCCCUGUUGCAGAGGAUGCUUCUCCAGGAUGCAACAGACGGACACGGCCAGAUGGCACUGCUCCAGGUCUUGCUACAGUUGUCUGGAACCACACCUGGUCUACAGGUACCGCCUGGCUCUAAGGGUCACCAGAGACAACACCAUAUUUGGGGUGACUGUGUUCGGGAGCUGUCUCAACCCCCUCUUUGGAGCCCCUGCCACCGACCUUCACAGGCUGGUGGAGGAGUCUUCCGGUCCAGUGGGAAGUGAAGGUCAGAGGUCAGGGUGUCGAAGCAGGCUGCUGGUUAAGGCCGUAGAGGACUGCUUCAUUGGAAGACAUUUUGUUUUUGGGAUCAAGAUAUCUGGCCCCCACCCCUACAGGAGAGAGGCAGGCCAGUUCAUCGCCAGUCAGAUCUCUCUGCCCAUGGCCUCUGUUCCAGGCUGCUCUGUAGUCAGUUACUACAGAACCCUCCUACAGCAAGCUGCUCUCUGCGCUGACUGGACAACUGAUCCUAGACCAGCUCCCCAGCCCAGCGCUGACACCAGUACAGCUCCUCUCCUGCGUCACCCUUCUCCUCUCCACAGCUUCGACUCUACACUGCCCUCCUGUGGCCGAUCCAUGUCACUGCAGUGCACCUUAGCCCUCACCCCAACCCCGACCAACAUACACAAGGCACCCUGGCAACAGUCUCCGGGGGUGAUCACGUCGUCUGCAGAACAGGAGGAAGAUGAGGGGGGGGGAGAGGAUAAAGGACUGAGUCAUGGGGAGGGGGACACAUUAGGAUCAGUAGUCAGGGGGAGGGGGACACAGUAG